AUGGUCCUACUAAGCAACGCUGCGUUCAUUGAAGAGCUGAACAAACUAUGUGGAGUGGUGGACGAGAAGAAAAAAACGUCCAUUUGGAUUACCAUGAAAAAAGUCAAAAGAAACACCCUGAAGAACGUCAUCGCCAAAAAGGAAAACUCGGACAAGAAAAAUAAAAGGACCAACAAGGAUGAUAAACAGAGCAACAAAAAAUACUUCUGCUUGGUUAGGGCCACCGAUGGGAAGAAAAAAAAAAUUUCAACACACGUAUACGAUAAUGUCAUUAAUUUUUCCCAAGAGCUGAGUAGCAUCAUGCGUAGUUAG
Plasmodium coatneyi is the source of this 312-nucleotide messenger RNA. Its product is annotated as Signal recognition particle subunit SRP14. Bases 1 to 312 code for a protein of 103 amino acids. The record is from RefSeq and is a predicted model, not a curated record. The transcript is spliced from 2 exons. Gene Ontology annotation, cellular component: signal recognition particle, endoplasmic reticulum targeting. Gene Ontology annotation, biological process: SRP-dependent cotranslational protein targeting to membrane. Gene Ontology annotation, molecular function: 7S RNA binding; endoplasmic reticulum signal sequence receptor activity. NCBI's taxonomy places the organism in Eukaryota, Apicomplexa, Aconoidasida, Haemosporida, Plasmodiidae.